This is a messenger RNA of Drosophila montana, 2618 nucleotides long. RefSeq names its product probable ATP-dependent RNA helicase DDX10. Bases 106 to 2541 code for a protein of 811 amino acids. Gene Ontology annotation, biological process: rRNA processing. The transcript is spliced from 2 exons. Gene Ontology annotation, cellular component: nucleus. Gene Ontology annotation, molecular function: nucleic acid binding; RNA helicase activity; ATP binding. Lineage: Eukaryota; Metazoa; Arthropoda; Insecta; Diptera; Drosophilidae. The record is from RefSeq and is a predicted model, not a curated record.
AAAUACCAAGUAUCGAUACUUUAACGAUAUUCGUACCCCUCGUGCAACAGUUAUUGAGUGGCCUCAACGUGUUUUGCUUCCAAACAACUCAAAAUAGACUGCGCCAUGCAAAAGCAAAAGGGCAAAGGUCCUGGAAGACCAGGACCCCGGCCGCCGCCCAAGCAGGGCACCAACCACAAGCCGAACAAACAGCACAAUCAGAAACGGGCCAAGGAGCUGUCACGCUCCAAAUUGGCCGCAACCGAAACGGAAAUCCAGGAGCUGCGUGCCAAGUACGAUGAAAUUGAUGCAAACAGCAUCGAAAGAUUUGCACAAUUCCCGCUGUCGCAGAAAACGCAAAAGGCACUAGCCGAAUUCAAGUACACAACGCCCACAGAAGUGCAGCGCCAGAGCAUUGGACAUGCGCUGCAGGGCAAGGAUGUGCUUGGUGCUGCCAUAACCGGCAGCGGCAAAACGUUGGCCUUUCUCAUACCCGUCCUGGAGCAUCUGUAUAUGAACAAAUGGUCACGCUCGGAUGGUGUGGGCGCCAUCAUCAUAUCGCCAACGCGCGAACUGGCCUACCAAAUAUUCGAGACGCUGAAGAAGGUCGGCAAGCAUCACGACUUCUCAGCGGGUCUCAUUAUUGGCGGCAAGAAUCUAAAGUUUGAGCGCACGCGCAUGGAUCAGUGCAAUAUACUGAUAUGUACACCGGGUCGUCUGCUGCAGCAUAUGGACGAGAAUCCGCUGUUUAAUACGACCACCAUGGAAGUGUUGGUGCUGGACGAGGCGGAUCGCUGCCUGGACAUGGGCUUUCAGAAGACACUCAACUCGAUUAUUGAGAACUUUCCGCCCGAUCGUCAAACAUUGUUGUUCUCGGCAACGCAAACGAAUACGCUGGAGGAUCUGGAGCGACUCAAUCUGAAGGAUCCCGUAUAUGUUGGCUAUGGAGCAGCUAAGCCCACGGCUGGUGACACAAAAUCUGGCGCGUCGUCGGCGGUUUUGGCCUUGCCCGAGCUGCUGCAGCAGAGCUAUGUGGUGCUGCCGCUGGAGGAGAAAAUAACCAUGCUCUGGUCGUUCAUCAAGAAUCAUCUGAAGCAGAAGAUUAUUGUGUUUGUGUCCAGCUGCAAGCAAGCCAAAUAUCUGUACGAAAUAUUUUGUAAAUUGCGUCCAGGCGUUGGCCUCCUCGCGCUCUAUGGCACCCUGCAUCAGGAUCGACGCAUUGCCAUUUACGAGGACUUUCUGCGCAAGAGCCAUGUGGUCAUGUUUGCCACAGAUGUGGCAUCACGUGGCCUAGACUUUCCGGCGGUCAACUGGGUGCUGCAGCUCGACUGUCCCGAGGAUGUGUCCCAGUACAUCCAUCGAGCGGGUCGCUCGGCGCGCAACAAGGCACGCGGGGAAUGCCUUCUGGUGCUAACGCCCAGUGAGGAGGACUACAUGAUUGGUACGUUGCGCGAACAGCUGAAUGUGGAAAUACGCUGUGUGCACAUCGAUCCCAAGAAGCUAUUCUCGCCGCGCGUCAAAAUCGAGGCGUUCCUAGCCCAAUUUCCGGAGUUGCGCGCCUCAGCACAGCGCGCUUUUCUCGCCUAUCUAAAAUCUGUGUUCCUUAUGCGCAACAAGCGGCUCUUCAAUGUGCUCAGCCUCGAUCUGGAUGCCUAUGCGCAGUCGCUGGGCUUGGCGGUCACGCCCCGUGUGCCCUUCAUUGAGAAACUCAAGUGGCGACAGAAGCAACAGGCGGCACAGCCGGAUCAGCCGGAGCCGGAGCUGAAGGCCCCAUCAACAAGCUUUGGUGGUGGCGAUGAAGAGGAGGAAGAGGAAGCGGACGAUUUUAUUAAGAUCAAACGACGGGAUCAUGAUGUUGAGGGUGCAGCUGUCGACCUGAAGCCACCGGGCGCAAAGGCAGAGGAGCAGGAGUCAGAGGAGCCGCUGGUGGUGCCCAAGCGCGAGAAGCUGGUGACCAAAGCAGCGCUGGCCAAGAAGGCAAUCAAGAAGAACCUACAAGUCAAUUCCAAGCUCAAGUUCGAUGAGGAUGGCCAAACGCUGGCCGACGAGCGCAAUCAAAUGAAGGCGCUGACAGCCAGAGAGCAGAAGCAGCACCAGCAGAAGCAAAAGGACGACGAUGGCGGCAUCAAUCUAAUGCUAUCCAAGGCGCUGCUCAAUGAGGAGGAUCAAUAUGAUAAGCAGCGUUUCCGUGAGCUGGUCAAGAAGCGGCACAAGCUGCAGCGCGAAAAGCUACGCAAAAAGGCGGAGCGACAGCACAGCGACGAGGAGGAUGAGGACGAAGAUGAUGAAGACCAGCAGCAGCAGCAGCAACAGGAUGAAAUGGAAAGCGAGAGCGAGCAGUCUGUGGAUUUGUCCUGGCUGCCAGAUCCGGAUAAGGUGUAUAAAAAAAGAGGAAAUGAUGACGAGGACGAAGAGCAGCAGAUGGAUGACGAUGAUGAGGAUGAAGAUGACGCUGACGAUGACGAUGACGAUGAUGAGCCAGCCUUUAAGAAGUCCAGGAUAACAGACAAGCUAACGCUGCUGGACACCGAGGCCAUAGCGGCCAAUUUGCUGGCCAGCUAAGCAUCAUUAUAGUUGAAAAUCCUUAACAGAAAUCUAUUUAAUAAAUGAAAACAACAAAUGUAAAUGCUUCACAAAUA